UUCACUCUUGAACAGCAUCCGUCACUUCCUGCGCGGCAGUUCCUAAACCAGCUAAAAAGUUAGCAUGUAGUGACAGGUGUUGCAGCUUGUUUUUAUGAGCAAAUGUAUUAGUUUGAGUAUGCUGUUGGCCUUAUAAAAACUGGGCGAACUGAAAAUUUAAUUGUCUGUAAACCCGCGGUGAUAAUAUAUGAAAGUUUUCUCUGUUAAGUUUGACCGUUGUGGAUUUUAGUCUCUUUAGCUGUUGGCAACAGUUUGUUUGCAGCCGUCAAGCUAAACGCUUGCCCACGCCUGGAGUUUUCUCCACCAUGGAUCACCAAUUUACAGGUAACUGCGUGUUAAGGUAGAAAUCCUUCACCAUGUCCAACCAGCUGACUGCAGAGCAGCAGCGGAAGAUUGAGGAGAACAGACGGAAGGCUUUAGAGCGAAGAGCCCAAAGACAGCAGCCUCCAGCGGGCUGUAACGGUGCUUCGGCGCAGGCAGAUCUCUCCAAACAGAGCGAAAAUCACAGAAAUCCCCCUUUCUCUGCACCACCACGAUUUGUCCCACCCUUCAAAAAAGACUCUCAGAUGAGCAGCAACCAGAUAGACAGAACAAACCAUCAGCUUCAGCCUGGUUCCGGCAAUCAACUCAACCAAAAUACUCUGAAUAAUCCGCCCAGACAGGUCAGUGGCCCUCCUCGGACAAAUCAGCACUUGAACAGCCUUGGAUCAUCUGGUGGAAGAAGUGUUGGUAUCAAGCCAGUUCAGGCCACAUCUGUCACAUCUGGGAGUGCAGCUGGCUCAUUCUACAAGCCAGCCAGCAAACCUGGACAAGUCUCUGCCGUGCAGCCUCCUUCAAGCGCCAACACAAAAAAGGCCGCCAUCUCGGUGAGAGGGAAAUGUGUGCUUCAUGCAGAGAAUCGCUUCAAGGUGGAAGUGGGCUACCAUGCAGAGCUUAUUGCUGUUUUUAAGUCCAUCCCCUCAAAGAACUAUGACCCUGCUACCAAAACAUGGAACUUCAGUCUGGAUGACUAUAAACAGCUAAUGGAUCAGGCAGCUGCCAUUCCCUCUGUAUCUCUGAGACCUGUGGAGGGAAUCGGAGCUUUGGACUCUGCGGCAGCACCCGGCCGACCCUGUGACGGUGCAGUGCUAGCGGCGCUGCUGAAGCUCUGUAAUGGCUGGCAGAAACCCGGCGCCACAUUGCGAGGGCAGUGCAUUCUGGUGUCUCGGACCAAGUUUGAGGUUGACAUCCUUUACCAUGCUGAUGUCAUCGCAACAUUUAAGCAAAUGCCAACUAAAAACUAUGACAUGACCACACGAAAGUGGAGCUUUUCACUCGAGGAUUACAAGAGACUGAUGGAUCUGCUCAGUGGGAUAGCAGGAGUGGAGGUGGAGCCUCUUCCCAGACCAGUAAUCCAGGCGUUCGCUGCCAGGUUUGAUGGGAGUGAAGCCAAGUCUUUAGACGUCCCUGAGACGGACCUCUCAAGCAUCGACCCCACCCUCACCUCCAGCCUCAUGCCCUUCCAGAAGGAGGGAGUCAACUUUGCAGUGUCUAAACAAGGCCGCCUCCUCCUGGCUGACGACAUGGGCUUGGGAAAGACAGUGCAGGCCAUCUGUAUAGCAGCCUACUACAGGAAUGAGUGGCCUUUAUUAGUGGUGGCACCGUCAUCUGUUCGAUUCACCUGGGCUGAGGCCUUCAGACGCUGGCUCCCCUCCCUGAGUCCCGGCAGCAUCAACGUGGUGGUAAAGGCCAAAGACGACAUGCGGUCUGGAUUGGUCAACAUUGUCAGCUACGACCUGUUGAGCAGGAUGGACAAACAGCACCCAGGACACUCCUUCUAUGUUCUCAUUAUGGACGAAUCUCACUUUCUGAAGAACAUGAAGACUGCCCGUUGCAAAGCAGCCUUACCUCUGCUGAAGGCAGCAAAGAGGGUGAUUCUUCUGUCAGGGACUCCUGCAAUGUCCAGACCCUGCGAGCUCUACACCCAGAUUCUGGCCGUCAGACCUGCACUUUUCCCUCGGUUCCAUGAGUUUGGGGUUCGCUACUGUGACGCCCGCGAGAAGAACUGGGGCUGGGACUACUCAGGCUCCUCUAACCUCGGAGAGCUAAAGCUGCUGUUGGAGGAGUGUCUGAUGCUGCGCCGCCUCAAGGCUGAUGUCCUUUCCCAGCUUCCGUCCAAGCAGCGUAAGGUGGUCACAGUGACCAUAGAAGGGGUCAGUACCCGCACCAAAGCUGCUCUGUCAGCUGCAGCCAAGCAACUGGCCAAAGAUCAUCGGAGUAAAAUGGAGGAGAAGGAGGCCCUGCUCAUCUUCUACAACCACACAGCUGAAGCCAAGCUGCAGGCCAUUAUGGAGUAUAUCACAGACAUGCUGGAGUGUGGGAGGGAGAAGUUUCUCGUGUUUGCCCAUCAUAAAUUAGUCCUGGAUCACAUCACCGCCGAACUGCUGAGAAAGAGUGUCAGCUUCAUCCGCAUCGAUGGGGCGACUCCGUCAGCAGAGCGGCAGCAGCUGUGUGAAAAGUUUCAAUAUUCAUCCAAGUCCUGCGUGGCAGUGUUGUCCAUCACUGCAGCUAAUAUGGGUCUCACUCUGCACUCUGCAGAUCUGGUGAUCUUUGCUGAGCUUUUCUGGAACCCAGGGGUUCUCAUUCAGGCAGAGGACAGGGUUCAUCGUAUUGGACAGACUAACAAUGUCAACAUUCACUACCUGGUUGCCAAAGGAACUGCUGAUGAUCAUCUCUGGCCAAUGAUUCAGGCUAAAAUGAAUGUGUUGGAAAAGGUGGGUCUGUCAGAGUCAAACCUUUUGGACAAUGCUGUGAAUGCAAGCUUCCACUUAAAGGACCCGAAUCAGAAGAGCAUCAUGGAAAUGUUCCAGAGAUCUUUCUCUGAAGAAGACGACUUUGACGAGGCCAUCCUAUUGGAGGCUGCAGACUGGGAGGACAAUUCACCAGAAACAGCACCUGCUCGAUACUCCACUGGCACCAGUGUCGGCCAAGACCCUAACAAAAAAACAAUCAAAGACUUUUUCACCAGAUGACUCCAGAAAUGCUUCUGUAAAUUAAGAAACUACAUUAACAUCAACUGUAUUCGUUCUCUGGUGUCAAAUCUUGCUCCUUAUUUGUGUCUAUCAUGACUUAAGUUCAAUACUUUAGUUCUUUUUCAAAUGUAAAAUAGGUUAAAUAUGUUAAAGUUACCUUUUAAUCUUCUACUAAUAAAGGAAAUACCUUAAUAAAAGCUAACUGUGUAAAAUAGAAUUAGUUCCUCAGUUUAAGUCUUAAACUCUAGUUCACUUGAGACAGACGGUGGAUCACCUGAAGCUCUCAGGUGUUGUCUUUCAUUAUUGGUCAAACUGUAUGUGUAUUCCUGUCCAAUUCCUUCUAGCUCAUUUGUGAAGUACAGAUUAUGUAUCCAUCACUGCACUAAUAAAGUUUGGUAAGUAACACUG
This is a messenger RNA of Girardinichthys multiradiatus, 3419 nucleotides long. RefSeq names its product SWI/SNF related, matrix associated, actin dependent regulator of chromatin, subfamily a-like 1 (gene smarcal1). The record is from RefSeq and is a predicted model, not a curated record. Gene Ontology annotation, cellular component: nuclear replication fork. Gene Ontology annotation, biological process: DNA repair; replication fork processing. Bases 357 to 3011 code for a protein of 884 amino acids. NCBI's taxonomy places the organism in Eukaryota, Metazoa, Chordata, Actinopteri, Cyprinodontiformes, Goodeidae. Gene Ontology annotation, molecular function: ATP-dependent chromatin remodeler activity; ATP binding. The transcript is spliced from 17 exons.